Messenger RNA from Panonychus citri (citrus red mite), 1769 nucleotides. It is a transcript of the gene spin, whose product is annotated as protein spinster homolog 1-like. The record is from RefSeq and is a predicted model, not a curated record. Gene Ontology annotation, cellular component: membrane. The transcript is spliced from 3 exons. Bases 374 to 1675 code for a protein of 433 amino acids. Gene Ontology annotation, biological process: transmembrane transport. NCBI's taxonomy places the organism in Eukaryota, Metazoa, Arthropoda, Arachnida, Trombidiformes, Tetranychidae. Gene Ontology annotation, molecular function: transmembrane transporter activity.
GAUUGUCGAUUAAUUAUGAUUUUAUUACUUUGAGUUUCAAUUAGUGGUGUAAAUUAAUGGGUAACUGAUUAUCCUACGGUGAUUACUGGUUAAAGUAGAUCAUCCAAGAUUGAUUAAGAUUUACGAUGUGUUGUCAUCUUUUGAUUAAUCUCUCAAGUUUUGAGAGAUAGUAUAAAUUUAGUGUAUUUACUGUUAACAUUGAAUUUUUUAUUCUUCAUUUCUUUCAAUUGUUUUGAUUAACUAAUUAAUCCCAAUUAGACAUUCGUCACUUUCCUUUUCUGUAUAAAUAACUGUUACUCUCACUAUUACUUUCUAUUUAUUUUUCGUUUGUUUGUUUGUUUGUUUGAUAUAAUCAUCGUUCCAUAUAAUAAUCAUGGGAGAUAAGAAAAAGUUCAUCGCUGUUGGAAUACUUUGUUUCAUCAAUUUAAUCAACUAUAUGGAUCGAUUUACAGUUGCUGGUGUUUUAAGUGAUAUUGAAGAUUAUUAUCAUCUUACUGAUGCCGAAGGUGGUAUAUUACAAACUGUCUUUAUUGUUAGUUAUAUGAUUAUGGCUCCAAUUUUUGGUUAUCUGGGUGAUCGAUAUUCAAGAAAAUAUCUAAUGGCCGCUGGGAUCCUUUUUUGGUCCAUGACCACUUACCUUGGGUCAAUUAUUCCUGCCAAUGCUUGGGGCUGGUUCCUUUUCAUGAGAGCUAUGGUUGGAACUGGAGAGGCUUCUUAUUCAACUAUUGCACCAACAAUAAUUGGUGAUUAUUUUAUUGGCACCAUGAGAACUCAGAUGCUCGGUGCUUUCUUUUUUGCUAUUCCCGUUGGAUCUGGUUUUGGUUAUAUUUGUGCUGAUUUACUUUCAAGAUCAUUCGGAGAUUGGAAAUAUGCACUUCGAUUGACUCCUCUCUUAGGUGUCUUAUCUGUUGUUUUAUUGAUGCUUUUCCUUGAAGAACCGCCAAGAGGCGAGGCUGAUGGUGUUGAGCUGAUGGAAAAAUCAAAUGUUAAAGAAGAUUUAAUUUAUUUAACUAAAGUUCCCUCUUACAUUUGGUCGACGAUUGGAUUUACUUGCGUUUGUUUCACCACAGGAUCACUCUCAUGGUGGGCUCCUCAUUUCAUGGAAAAUGUUUACAAACUUCGCGAUGGAAAAGACCAUGACGGGAUAUCUCUUAUUUUCGGAGCCAUAACUUCAGUCGCUGGUAUCUUCGGCAUCUUGAUUGGAACUUAUGGAGCUGGACUUCUUCGUAAACGAACCCCUCGGGCGGAUCCUCUUCUCUGCUCCAUAAGUGUCUUUCUUUCGACCCCAUUCAUCUUUGCUGCUCUCGCAUUAGCCACAGUUGUUCCUGUACUUUCAUGGCUCAGCAUCGCUAUCGGGGUGACACUUUUAUGCAUCAAUUGGACUUUGGUUUCCGACAUGUUACUCUACAUUAUUGUCCCGCACCGUCGGGCUUUUGCUUCGGCAAUUCAAAUUCUAAUCUCUCACCUUUUUGGAGAUGCAACUAGUCCUUUCAUUAUUGGCAAAAUUUCGGAUACAAUUAAAGCAAGUAACACCUUCGCAUCAAUAACUGAAGGAUCGGUGGUUAGUCUUCAAUACUCACUUUACACAAAUUGUAUUGUCUUAAUCAUCGGAGGUUGUGCUUUUCUUUACAAUUCAUAUUUCAUUGUAAGAGAUAAAUCAUUCAGUCAUGAAUAAGGUUUCUCAAUAGGUUUAUAUUCACGAGGAAAAAUGAAUAUCAUGUAACAAACACAUAUAAAUAAAUUUAAAUAAGUUUUUUUAUUCAAACAAA